AUGGGCGGGGAACCUUUUAUGAAUCCAGAGGUUGCCCAGUUUUAUAAUAAUAUUGUUAAUACGUCAAGUAAUGAGCCAUACGAAGACGUCAUUCGGUUUUUGGAGUUUGUUCGCAAUUCAGAGGUUUCGGAAGAUUGUAUUUUAAAUAUGCGCCAAGACGCAUCUUCUCUGGUAUCUGCAGAUGUCACGCAGCAAAUUAUCGAAAGGCACAUGAAAUUUCUUUUGUUGGUGCAGUUUGAAUAUACGAGAUCAUUACCAUCUCACGAUCCCGAUUCUAUUGACUCCAACUUGAGUGAAUGGGUAUGUGUUUUAUUUUUACAUAGGUACGCUAAGGCUGCUCAAAUUCUAGAACGGCUGAGUGUAUGUUCACUCACCCAGUCUAAUUGGAAAGAUUUUAUUAAAAAGGAUCUAGUUGACAGGUUGGGUUUCUUUUGUAAUCCAUCAAAUGAGUGUUUUAGAUAUGCUAGUUCUCAUGGCAAAACUCUUGCACAAAUAUAUAUGAACAUUGGACUUGAGCCUCCAUCUUGUCUACCGCAUUUAGAUGAGCCGGAUGAUGAUAGCGGCAACGAUAAUGACAGAGUCAUCGACAACCCUUCCAGUUUUUCAUUGGUAGAUCUAGAAGACCCAUUAAUUUCGGUUGAAGGUCCAAAAACGCCUACAAGAGAAAUGCUAUCCCCCAGGACUGCUAAGAUUUCAGCGAGGAAUUCUUUACCUCGAGCAUUGUUUACUGAUUCGUUUGUUCUUACGCAAAACGAAGGAUUAUCUUGGUUCUCUGCCUCACAGAUCUCCCCCGAGUAA
Hydatigera taeniaeformis is the source of this 798-nucleotide messenger RNA. The record is from the annotation of a GenBank genome assembly. Lineage: Eukaryota; Metazoa; Platyhelminthes; Cestoda; Cyclophyllidea; Taeniidae.